Dimorphilus gyrociliatus is the source of this 1946-nucleotide messenger RNA. The record is from the annotation of a GenBank genome assembly. NCBI's taxonomy places the organism in Eukaryota, Metazoa, Annelida, Polychaeta, Dinophilidae.
CAAAUGUUGUAUUUACACUGGCGCGUGCUGAGGAUGAGAUAGUGAUUUGCGUUUUACACUUUCUUAUAUAUGUUUAUUCAAAAAUAACUUCUUGUUUUGUUUACAUUCUUAAAGGAAAAAGAAAUUCAGUGGAUUUGACCGACUUCUAGGAAAGCUAGGCCUUUUUAAAGCACCGGACAACCCCUCUUCAGAGAGCGAAAGAGAGAUAGCCGCCAUUUACAAUAUCGAUAUCAGGAUUUUCUUUUUGUUUUAUAGAUUUGAUAAGAUUGAAAAACAGAUCAAAACAAAAAUAAUUUAAAGUUAAUAAAAUAAAAAAAGAGGAUAUGCUCUCCAUGGAGUUCUCAGUAUUCGAUGCCGAAGCAAGAUACGGCUACGAAGACUUUUCAAGUUGCGCUUAUGACCAAAGAUAUCAGCCGCCCUACGUUCCUCAGGCGUCAAACGAUCUUGGUGGGAGAAACCUAUGGCACGACAUGGAUUCGGUUUCGAUUAAAAUGGAAAUGCCAGAGACAGGACCCCAAUACGAUUACACAGCACAUAAUGGUCAUAUAAUGCAAUUACAAAAUUCAAAUAAUUACCCUAUGGCUCCUCAACAAACCAUGAACAUAGACACAAUGAUGCCAGAUUAUUCCAGUUCAUCUCCUCCGGCAAACACAUCCCCAACGUCUACAACAACUACUUCCGGCUCAAAGAAAAAAACGAAAGAAGAUAAAAUAUGCGGUGUCUGCGGGGAUCGAGCACUUGGCUAUAACUUUGACGCGAUAUCGUGCGAGAGUUGUAAAGCGUUUUUCAGAAGAAAUGCUCCCAAGGGGCUGGAAUACUUUAAAUGCCCAUAUGACGAAAAAUGUAAGAUGGAUAUUAGUAACAGAAGAUUUUGUAAAAGAUGCCGCUUAAAGAAAUGCUUUGAUAUUGGUAUGAGAAAAGAAUACAUUCUGACGGAAGAAGAAAAGGCAGCUAAAAGAAGAAAAAUAGAAGAGAACAGAAUGAUGCGGGAUAUAGAGCGACAGGGAAUGACUAGAGGACAAGUACCGGAUUUUGUUUAUAGCGGACAUUCCACACCCGCUAGCCAUACAAGUCAAGUCCCAACUCCACCUAUGAGUAUGACCCACUCCCCAAACGGCCCAAUGAUUGCACCUCCGCCUACCCAACAUCAACCUCAACAAAUUAUGGGCGGAAUGUCUUCACCCAUGUAUAAUUCAACUAGUCCGGAUAGCAGUGCAAUGUCACCAACUUUUCGGGCUCUAUCUCCAGAGGAACACGAACUUAUAGCAGAACUUGAAAGCGCUUAUAACGCUAGUGUUUAUGUCAAGCGUCAAGAGGCCGAACCAUCAAGAGAAUCAGUUCAGGAUAUGUCGGAUCUGGUUAAUAUAGCUGAAAUCUCGAUUAGAAGGGUGAUAGAAAUGGUAAAAAAGAUUUACGCGUUUAAAAAACUCUCGCAGGUUGACCAAAUCGCCUUAUUAAAAGGCGGAUGCAUCGAAUUAUUAAUCCUCCGAGGUGCUCAAAGUUUUGACGCUGAUAAACAACGUUUUCUAGAAGGUCAAGACUCGGAGGAAGCAUCAGCUAUGAAUCUGGAUCAAUUAAGGCGAGCCGAGGGUUCUGACCUAUUUAAUGAACACAUGAUGUUUGUUAAGGAUCUUAGUGUCGACUUGAAAGCCGAUAGGACGACUUUAAGCAUUCUGCUUGUCAUCAAUCUUUUCUCACCGGAUAGACCAGGACUAAAAGAUAAAAUCGAAGUAUCACUCCAACAAGAGAGGUAUUCAACUCUCUUACGCAAUUACCUAACAGAACAUUACGGCCAGGCGAAUGCGCGUUUUAUGUUUCCCAAACUGUUACUCAAACUUACCGACAUAAGAAAUUUGAACGAAGAGCAUUCGCAGAUUUUGUUGAGAGUAAAGCCAGAUGGUAUUCAACCAUUGAUGCAAGAGGUUCUUAAUCUAAAGUCUAAUUAA